Messenger RNA from Clupea harengus (Atlantic herring), 3205 nucleotides. Its product is annotated as transcription termination factor 1-like. The record is from RefSeq and is a predicted model, not a curated record. Gene Ontology annotation, biological process: termination of RNA polymerase I transcription. Gene Ontology annotation, molecular function: chromatin binding. The transcript has 9 exons. Lineage: Eukaryota; Metazoa; Chordata; Actinopteri; Clupeiformes; Clupeidae. The coding region runs from base 506 to 2122 and encodes 538 amino acids. Gene Ontology annotation, cellular component: nucleolus.
UGUGCCCAUUCAGAGUCAUCGCCGAGUAACACACAUGGGUUAAGUUGUGUUGUCGGAGCAAAACAAUAACGCUUUAUACAUUUAACUACACACUGGCGGUACUAGUUUUGAUUACAUAAUGUAUAAUAUCGCUUACAUUUUGUGCGAAAAACAUAUGUCUAACUACUUUCUGUAAAUUCCUAACUAAAACGUUAGCUAGCUACGUUCAAAUUACAUACCCAGCCAUUGAACAAGCAUAUCUUGCUCGGAGGAGAACAUACAGUUGUGGUUUCGGACCCUCAACUUAACAUUUGAUCUAAAAACGAAUUGAAUUCAUUUAACUAAUUUAAUUUUCAUUUAAUAUAUGUAUUAUCACUGAAAUACGUUCUCAGAUGUCUCUUCCUCUCUACAUUUUGAAGUAAAAUGCAGAUCAGUUUUAAGUGGCACAAAGAUUCAGUGAAGACACGUGAAUUUCCAUGUUCCUUUAUUCACGCUGUUAGAGAGGGAAAAACUACUUGAGGUGACCAUGACGGAAGCAGAUCUGGACUUUCAUAAAAAGAAGAAGAGGAACAAGAAGCAACUUUUAGAGGAGGUGGCGGAGCCCGGCAAUCCUCACGAGACAACCACUACGGGAGUCGACUCUCAAAAGAAACAUAAACACAAAAAGAAGAAAACAAAAAGUGAGAAAGAUGACUGUAGACCCGUCGAGGGCCAGUGUGACACAAGAGAAGGGCAAAACAAAAAGAAAAGAAAACACGAUGCAGAGAACGUAAGUGUGACACAAGAGGCUGCAGAUGCUGCUGCUGCUGCUGCUCAGGAGAGAGAGGUGAAGAAAAAGAAGAAGAAGAAAGGGAGAAUUGAAGAGCCAGACCGUGCUGGAGAGAACACAGAAGCAGAGGCGGCACUCACAGCGGUGCAAACCAACCUUGAACCAGUCCCCCAGAAACGAGUGAAGCGCAAGGCGAAGGUCAGAAAGACACACACACAGCCUGCUGCAGACACACACUCUCCCACAGAUGCACGGCUUCACCCAGAUGAUGUGCUGGACGUUGACGAGGCCACCCGACAGGAGAUCCUGGAGUUCCUGCCUAACUUCUCGUUUCGCAACGUCGUCACAGUGUAUGGGGCCAUCAAUUACGACCUGCCCCGCUACAGGGUAUACAAGAAGCAAGGGAUCCCUGUGGGAACAGGGCGGUUCACCGCGGCCGAGAACAAGCAGCUGAAACAGAACGUGAAGGACUUCCUGGCCGUCUCCGGGAUUGACAGCGAGUUCAAGCUUUUCAGACCCACACGCUUCCCAGAUGAGACGGUUACCAUCCGAAGUCUGAAGAGGAAGCACAACUUCCUCUGGUGUUUAUGCGCUGGGAUCCCUCGUUCCUGGAUGAAUAUACUCGACCGAGCCAGGAGGAUGUGCAACAGGGAGAAUUACAAGGGGAGGUUUACAGAAGAUGAGAACAAGAACUUGAAGGAACUGUAUAAGCUGCAUGGGUCAAACUGGACGACCAUAUCAGACAAGAUCGGCCGCAGUUGUUCAGCCGUGCAGAAACGCUUUAACGGGAUGUGUGAGAAUCAUGGGGCAUGGUCAGAGGCAGAGUUGAAGGUCCUCCUGACGUGCUUACACCAGCAGCUGCUGAAGAGGGCUGAGCCCGGAGGAGAGGGCGGCGACGGGUCUGCGGUCAUCCAGAAGAUGGACUUGUAUAAGAAACUGGCCUGGAGGCGUGUGGCCAAGCAGGUCCAGACUCGCAGCUGGUUGCACUGCAAGCACAAGUGGAUGACUUACCUGAUGGGUAAAAUGAAGACUGGUGGAAAGAUCCACGGGAGAAAGACCAUAGAGGGGCAGAUCCAGCUGAUCAAAGCGAUCAAUGAAAUGGCUGUGGAGGAACCUGGAGACAUUGUCUGGGAUGACCUCACUCAUCUCUUUGGCAACACCCCACCUGACUACUUACAAAAGAAGUUCUACCAGCUGAAGGUGACUUAUAUACCAGACUGGAACAGAAAGUCUCUCUGUGACAUCAUUGAUUUCCUGUAUGAGAAGACCCUGCCAAAGCUGGAGGAGGACCUGAAGGGCUGUAAGGAUGAUGAUGAUGAGCCCGCAGAGACGCGACAGUCUUACAAGCUGUCAGAGAUCUUCCCCAACCUCUGAAACAACCCAACGCCACCCCCACUCAUCACCAGAGAGACAAGUCACUCUUACAAGCUGUCAGAGAUCUUCCUCUGGCAAUGGCAAUCUUCCCAAUACCACCCCCACUUAUCACAAGAGGACUUUGAAACCCCAUUGGGGUGUGUGUGUGUGUGUGUGUGUGUGUGUGGGGGGGGGGGGGGGGAUGUAAUAUGAUAUGUAAUAUCAGAUGUAAUAUGCCGGAAUGUAAAUGAUUGAAGAAAAUAUCAGCUUUGUUUCCGGAAACUGAUUAUGUAUUUGUAUGCACUAGUUAAAUAGUAAAUCAAGGAGUUUUUAACCCAGUGUUUGUUGACCAUUUUGUUUUAUGUGGAUUUUCUUCUGGUCACCAGUGAAGAAAGACAUUAGGCAUUUUCACCAGAGUUUUACUUCAUCACAGAGUUUCAUCACCGGUUAGCCCUUUGCCAUCAAACUGUGUCUGUCACAAUCGGGCCGGUCAUAUAAGCAUGUAACGUCUGCCCUAAUCUCAUAUUAGUUGUUGGAGCUGUAAGGGCUUCUGUAGCUUGACUAUUAACAAUCAAUAUAAUAACCAGUGUGGGUAUAAUAUUAGUAAAAUAUUAACAAUCAGUAGAAACACUAGGAUGUUCAUGAUAACAAGCUAUUAAGACUACUAUACUACUACAAAAUGAUUGACACUAUUGAUAUGAGUUACAUUAUGGGCACUCUGUUUAAAUAUGUAUCAAGUCUGGGCCUAGGGAUAUGUUGGGUGACUGAGGGGUGACCAUAAUGACUAUCUACACUGAUGCCCACUGAAGGGGUGACCAUGAUAACUAUCUCCACUCAUGCCCACUGAAGGGGUGACCAUGAUAACUAUCUACACUCAUGCCCACUGAAGGGGUGACCAUGAUAACUAUCUACACUCAUGCCCACUGAAGGGGUGACCAUGAUAACUAUCUACACUCAUGCCCACUGAAGGGGUGACCAUGAUAACUAUCUACAGUCAUGCCCGCUGAAGGCCGCAAAAACCUAGAACAAAGAGUUUUAUUCGGAUCAGAAAAGAUGAAUGUUUUUCUCUCUCACAAGCCUACAAAUCAGACACAACACUUGGUU